Molecule: messenger RNA, 1362 nt
Organism: Enhydra lutris kenyoni (northern sea otter)
Lineage: Eukaryota; Metazoa; Chordata; Mammalia; Carnivora; Mustelidae
Product: ERCC excision repair 8, CSA ubiquitin ligase complex subunit
Exons: 12
Coding region: 1-1191 (396 amino acids)
Biological process (GO): transcription-coupled nucleotide-excision repair; protein polyubiquitination; proteasome-mediated ubiquitin-dependent protein catabolic process
Cellular component (GO): Cul4A-RING E3 ubiquitin ligase complex; nucleotide-excision repair complex
Molecular function (GO): protein binding
Source: RefSeq, a predicted model, not a curated record
AUGUUAGGGUUUUUAUUAGCGAGACAGGCGGGUUUGGACGACCCUCUUCGCCUCCAGAGAGCGGAGUCCACACGGAGGGUUUUGGGACUGGAGUUAAACAAAGACAGAGAUGUUGAAAGAAUCCAUGGCAGUGGAGUUAACACCCUUGACAUUGAACCUGUUGAAGCAAGAUACAUGUUAUCAGGUGGUUCAGAUGGUGUGAUUGUACUUUAUGAUCUUGAGAACUCCAGCAGACAACCUUAUUACACAUGUAAAGCAGUGUGUUCCGUUGGCAGAAACCAUCCUGAUGUUCACAAAUACAGUGUGGAGACUGUACAGUGGUAUCCUCAUGACACCGGCAUGUUUACAUCAAGCUCCUUUGAUAAAACUCUGAAAGUGUGGGAUACAAAUACAUUACAAACUGCAGAUAUAUUUAAUUUUGAAGAAACCGUUUAUAGUCAUCAUAUGUCUCCAGUUGCCACCAAACACUGUUUGGUAGCAGUUGGUACUAGAGGGCCCAAAGUACAACUUUGUGACUUAAAGUCUGGAUCCUGUUCCCACAUUUUACAGGGUCACAGACAAGAAAUAUUGGCAGUUUCCUGGUCGCCUCGUUGUGAAUAUGUCUUGGCAACUGCAAGUGCUGACAGUAGAGUAAAAUUAUGGGAUGUGAGAAGAGCAUCAGGAUGUUUAAUUACUCUUGAUCAGCAUAAUGGAAAAAAGUCACAGGCUGUUGAAUCAGCAAACACUGCUCAUAAUGGGAAAGUUAAUGGCUUAUGUUUUACAAGUGAUGGGCUUCAUCUCCUUACUGUUGGUACAGAUAAUCGAAUGAGGCUCUGGAAUAGUUCCAAUGGAGAAAACACACUAGUAAACUAUGGAAAAGUUAAUAAUGACAGCAGAAAAGGAUUGAAAUUCACUGUCUCCUGUGGCUGCAGUUCAGAAUUUGUUUUUGUACCAUAUGGUAGCACUAUUGCUGUUUAUACAAUUUACUCAGGAGAACAGAUAACUAUGCUUAAGGGACAUUAUAAAAGUGUUGACUGCUGUGUAUUCCACUCUAAUUUCCAGGAACUUUAUAGCGGUAGCAGAGACUGCAAUAUACUUGCUUGGGUACCAUCCUUAUAUGAACCAGUUCCUGAUGAUGAUGAGCCUACAACCAAAUCACAGAUAAAUCCAGCAUUUCAAGAUGCAUGGAGCAGCAGUGAUGAGGAAGGAUGAUUGUCAAUCCUGAGUACCUUUGUGUCUCUUUUGAUGAAACUUUUAAAAUGGGACUGUUUUUUUGUUGUUACUGUUUUCUUCCUAUGUGAUGACAGCUAAAGUACCCCUUAAUUUGGUGUUUUUUUUCACCUGUGUUUUAAAAUGAAGGUAUUAGGGGCGCCUAGGUGGCUC